GAAUGUUCUAUAUUAUAUUAGCUCCGGUACACUUUUUCUUGCUUUUCUGUCUGUCCCUGUCUUUCUGCGUGCAUUGUACCACCUUAGAUGUUGGCAGCAUAGUAGGUGGAGAGGACAUGGACGAAGCUUACAUAAGCGUUUAGAAUACUUAGAACUAGAAGAAAAUUAUAGCGAUAUCAGGGUUGGAAGUUUUUAGAACUUAAAUGGGCUCGGCUUGUUCAGGAUUGCCGUUUUGAACGGCUCAUCGAUUGGUGAAUCUGAUUUAGCUCGAAAAAUAGUACCAGGAUGGGACUCAGCACCCUCGUACAUUCGACUCAAAUAUGAGCUGUUUUUAAAAGCGGUUGCGGAAUUGGUGGACGGAGAGGUUUCAACUGAAGAGCUGCAACAGUCUGCUAGUAUAGUUUACGACGCUUUGCAUGACUUCGAAAAAGGAGAAACAUUGCAAAACCCCAAAGCUUUAAUCAGCCAGAAAAGGGAGGAACUUGCAGCAGUAUUUGGACAAAUUUUCUCAGAUUCAUCAUUGGUAAAGGCCGCAGAACUUGCUCACGAAUUGUAUUUAUGGAGAAGUAAGAGCUCAUUGUUAGGUCUGGUAACAACAGACGUAUCAUCCUCAGGAAGAAAAGAAACUGCUGAAUUCGGGGCAAAUCUAGACUUUCGGGUUCCAUCCGUUGAGGCCGAAACCGACGACCAUGGCUGGGGCAUUCUUACCACCAGCCAAUUUGAGAAGCCAAAUGAAUGGCAAGAAAUGUCAGAGCUUGCUCAUGUCAGUGAAGAAAGAACAAAUCAGCAAGAGGAUGUCGGAGAGUAUGGUGUUGCUGGACAAGAGCGCAGGGCGCAAGAUGACCAAGGAGGAGCUGACUUGAGAUGGUAUAAAAGAAUGUGUUAUAAAGCUGCUGAAGCUGGAGCUGGAGCUCAGUUUUCUGGAGAUGAGCUAGCUCUGGCUGUCGCUCGCGUUUUAGAAUCUGACCGAUCUGGAGACGAGAUCGCAGGAGAUUUAUUCGAUCUCAUCGGAGAUGCUUGGUUUGAUUUCAUCCAAGAACUUUUACAGCAUCGGAAGGAGCUUGUUGAUCUUAUACAGAAAGGGUUGACAGCAUUGAGAUCAGAAAAAGCCCCAGCAGUUCAGGCUCGAAUGCCCAGCUAUGGAACACAAGUGAGUGUACAAACUGGGUCAGAUCGGCAAAUAGACAAACUCCGACGUAAGGAGGAAAAGCGCCAGGCUCGGCGUGGAUUUGCUGCUGGCGGCGAGGGUGAUUCCGAUCUUGAGUGGUUGGCCGGGGUCGGUGGAUUCGCUGCACUUAUAGACUCCGGCGAAAGAAAUGUUGGAGCGAUUAAUAGUCUCAUUGGAAAAGGUGAAGAUGUUUACGGCAUAUCUGGAACUGCUUUACCAACAGGAUCAGUUCGAAAGUCUUUUAAAGGCUAUGAGGAAGUGAAGGUUCCAGCAACACCAGGGGCUACGAUAAAGCCUGACGAACGUUUGGUACCUAUAUCAGAGUUAGAUGACUUCGCUCAGCUAGCAUUCGAAGGCAUCAAAACGCUGAAUCGUAUCCAAAGUCGUAUAUUCCCUACGGCAUACAACAGCAACGAGAAUCUACUUGUUUGUGCACCAACAGGAGCUGGUAAAACAAACAUCGCCAUGAUAGCUGUGCUGCACGAGAUCGGGCAACAUUUCAAGUACGGUGUAUUACAGAAAAGUGAAUUUAAAGUCGUCUAUGUGGCGCCCAUGAAGGCACUUGCCGCAGAAAUGACAUCUGCAUUUGGUCGGAGGCUUCAGCCAUUAGGAGUUGUCGUGAAAGAACUUACUGGGGAUAUGCAGCUCACAAAGAGGGAACUUGAGGAAACACAGAUGAUAGUUACAACACCCGAAAAGUGGGAUGUCAUUACCCGUAAAACGAGUGAUAUGGCACUGGCAGUACUCGUGAAGCUGCUCAUCAUCGAUGAGGUCCACCUGCUGAACGAUGAUCGUGGGCCAGUUAUCGAAACUUUAGUUGCUCGAACGCUGCGACAGGUUGAGACCUCACAAAGUAUGAUACGAAUUGUGGGACUAUCUGCUACCCUCCCAAAUUACUUGGAGGUUGCACAAUUCCUGCAUGUGAAUCCGGAUUCGGGCCUGUUUUACUUUGAUGCCAGCUAUCGACCGGUACCCCUAUCUCAGCAGUAUAUUGGAGUUACUGAGCCCAGAUUCACUGCCAGGAAUACUCUUAUGAAUGAGAUUUGCUACAACAAGGUGUUGGAUGCCAUCAAAAGAGACCAGCAAGCUAUGGUUUUCGUUCAUUCACGCAAAGAUACUGUGAAAACAGCUCGUAUACUGGUGGAAUUGGCACAGAAGAAUGGACAUCUUGGAUUCUUUACAAAUGUUGAACAUCCACAAUAUGGGUUGAUGAAGAAGGAAAUGUCGAAGUCAAGGAAUCGGGAGCUCGCAGAACUUUUCCAGUCUUGUUUCGGAGUACACCAUGCUGGCAUGCUACGGUCUGAUCGGAACUUUGUUGAACGUGCCUUCCACGAUGGUCUUCUCAAGGUUCUUGUUUGUACCGCGACGUUGGCAUGGGGAGUGAAUCUGCCCGCUCAUAUGGUCGUUAUCAAGGGGACGCAAUUGUAUGAUCCAAAGGCUGGAGGUUUUAGAGAGUUGGGAAUGCUUGACGUAAUGCAGAUUUUUGGUCGUGCUGGACGACCUCAAUUUGACACAAGCGGUGAGGGUAUAAUCAUAACAACCCACGACAAGCUAUCGCAUUAUUUGCGCCUAAUGACUCAUCAGCUGCCCAUUGAAAGCCAGUUUAUAAGCUCCCUCAAAGACAAUCUAAAUGCAGAAGUUGUGCUCGGCUCGGUAACCAAUGUUCGUGAAGCAUGUAUAUGGUUAGGCUACACUUAUCUGUUUGUGCGCAUGUCCUCCAAUCCGCUUGUGUAUGGUAUGACAUGGGAAGAGGUUCUCAUGGAUCCGCAGUUGAAUGCAAAGAGGAAGUCUCUUAUCACAGAUGCGGCACGAUCUUUGGACAAGGCCAAGAUGUUGCGGUUUGAUGAAAAGAGUGGGAAUCUAUAUGCCGUAGACCUGGGUCGUGUUGCAAGUCAUUUCUACAUACAGUAUAGGAGUGUGGAGACAUAUAAUGACAUGCUCAAACGACACAUGAACGACAGCGAGGUGAUUCAUUUGUUAGCUCAUUCAUCGGAGUUUGAGAACAUAGUUGUCAGAGAAGAGGAACAACAAGAAUUGGCAAACUUGGUGAACAGUUCUUGUCCUUUGGAAGUCCGUGGAGGGCCAGAUGACAAGUAUGGGAAGAUUAAUAUUUUAAUUCAGGUUUAUAUUUCACGUGGUUAUCUGGAGGGAUUCUCUUUGAUUGCGGACAGUGCUUAUAUAAAUGCCAGCUUGGGCCGCAUUAUGCGUGCUCUCUUUGAAAUCUGUAUUCGCCGAGGUUGGUGCUCAAUGGCAGCUUUAUUGCUGGAAUAUUGCAAGGCUGUCGAUCGCCGGGUUUGGCCUCAUCAACAUCCUCUACGCCAGUUUGACGCGAUACUAUCCCAAGAAAUCUUGCAUAAACUGGAAGACAGAGGAGCUGAAAUGGAUCGGUUGUAUGACAUGGAUGAGAAAGAGAUUGGUGCGUUGAUACGCCAUCCAUACGGCGGGAAGCUAGUAUACCAAUGUUUACAAAACUUCCCGCGAAUACAUCUAGCUGCUGAUAUAAGCCCAAUUACGCGCACCGUUUUACGGGUGGCUUUGACAAUAUCUCCUGAAUUUUUAUGGAAGGACCGGGUGCAUGGUGCUUCGGAGAGCUGGCAUAUCUGGGUUGAGGAUUCUGAGAACGAACACAUAUAUCACUCCGAGCUGUUUGUGUUGACAAAGAAGAUGAUGGCGGAAGGGAGUCAUACCAUAUCAUUCACCAUUCCUAUCUUUGAGCCUCUACCAUCUCAAUAUUACAUUCGUGCUGUUUCUGAUACUUGGAUGCAAGCAAGUACAGUCCACACAGUCUCCUUCAAGCACCUUAUACUCCCGGAGCUCCAUCCUCCGCACACGGAAUUGCUUGAUCUAAGACCUCUGCCGGUCACUGCUCUUGGGAAUAAGGUGUAUGAGAGUCUGUACAGCAGAUUCUCGCAUUUCAAUCCCAUUCAGACUCAGGCAUUUCAUACCCUUUAUCAUACAGACUUCAACGUUCUACUUGGUGCCCCAACCGGAAGUGGAAAAACCAUUUCCUCGGAACUUGCAAUGCUGCAUCUGUUUAAUACUCAGCCAGACAUGAAGGUUAUUUACAUAGCUCCUUUGAAGGCACUUGUUAAAGAGAGGAUGGACGAUUGGAAGCGCGGGCUCGCAACAACGUUGGGCAAGAAAAUUGUUGAACUUACAGGAGACUUUACCCCUGAUUUGCUGGCACUUCUAGCCGCUGAUAUUAUUAUCUCAACUCCAGAGAAGUGGGAUGGUAUUAGUCGGAAUUGGCACAACAGAAACUACGUGACCAAGGUCGGACUGAUUAUCAUUGAUGAAAUUCAUCUUCUUGGAGCUGAUCGGGGUCCCAUCCUUGAGGUAAUUGUUUCGCGAAUGAGAUAUAUCUCGUCACAAACAGAAUUACCUGUCCGAUUUGUUGGCUUAUCAACUGCGCUUGCAAAUGCACGGGAUCUGGCGGACUGGCUUGGAAUUGAUACGGUUGGUCUAUUCAAUUUCAAGCCAAGUGUCCGGCCAGUACCUCUUGAAGUUCAUAUUCAGGGUUACCCUGGAAAAUUUUAUUGUCCGCGGAUGAACAGCAUGAACAAGCCCACGUACGCUGCAAUAACUACCCAUUCGCCGUUUAAACCAGUACUCGUUUUCGUAUCUUCUCGUCGGCAGACCCGGCUUACCGCUCUUGAUCUUAUUCAGUAUGCCACGGCUGAUGAGCGCCCACGACAGUUUUCAAACUUAUCCGAGGACGAGAUGGAGAUGAUAUUGUCUCAGGUUGUAGACACCAACUUGAAACACACUCUUCAAUUUGGUAUCGGCCUGCACCAUGCAGGUCUCAAUGAAAGAGACAGGACUUUGGUUGAGGAACUAUUUACCAAUGUCAAAAUUCAGGUGCUAGUGUGCACAAGUACUCUCGCUUGGGGUGUGAACUUACCAGCACAUUUAGUAGUCAUUAAGGGAACAGAGUUUUUCGAUGGAAAGCAAAAGAGAUAUGUAGAUUUUCCUAUCACAGAUGUGCUGCAGAUGAUGGGAAGGGCAGGUCGUCCCCAGUACGAUCAACAUGGAAAAGCAAUUAUUCUCGUGCACGAACCAAAGAAGAGUUUUUAUAAGAAGUUUCUUUAUGAACCCUUUCCAGUGGAAAGUAGUCUGGCCCAACAUCUUCACAACCACUUCAAUGCUGAGGUUGUAUCUGGGACGAUCGCCAGCAAGCAGGAUGCUGUGGAUUACUUAACGUGGACUUACCUUUUCCGCCGUUUGGUAAUGAACCCCAGCUACUAUAACUUGGAAGAUACAAGCAGUGAAACGAUCAACUCCUACCUCUCCAGCAUGGUGACGACCACAUUACAAGCUCUUGAAGAUUCCGGAUGUAUACGUGUAAAUGAAGACAAUACAGUGGAGCCUUUGAUGCUAGGGAUGAUUGCUUCUCAGUACUACUUGAACUACACAACGGUGGCACUUUUCAGUUCAAACCUGAAAAUCGACACAUCCCCGGAGACUCUGUUACACGUUCUCUCUGGUGCCGCUGAGUACGACGAAUUGCCUGUCCGCCACAAUGAGGAAAAUUUCAAUGAAGGUCUUGCGGAACACGUUAGGUACGCCGUGGACAAUCGCUUGCUCGAUGAUCCCCACGUGAAGACAAACUUACUUCUUCAGGCCCAUUUUACCAGACUUGAGCUUCCAAUCAGUGAUUACAUAACUGAUACCAAAUCCGUACUGGAUCAGAGUAUCCGUAUAUUGCAAGCUAUGGUCGAUGUAUCAGCCAACAGUGGGUGGCUCCAGACCUCACUUAACACCAUGCACCUUUUACAAAUGGUGAUGCAGGGCCUUUGGGAUGAUGUGUCCCCACUGUUAAUGCUACCACACGUGGACGAAGUAGUUAUGAAAACUCUUGCGCAAAGAGGAAUCACUACGUUGCCGAAACUUCUGUCAUCUUCAGCAGAUUUUAUAAGGAAAACUCUCAGUUCUGUUCUCUCACAGUCUGAGCUGACAAAGCUAGUCCUGGUCUGGUCUCGACUUCCUCGAGUUGAUGUGAAGUGGAGAGUAGUCAGAAGACCUGGGCCAUCCGAAAGCUCACUGCAAGUUGAAGUGCGAUUGGUGAGAAGGACCCAGUCUGCAGGUUCAAGUGCUAGGGCAUACGUUCCUCGCUUUCCUAAGGUGAAAGAGGAAGGCUGGUGGUUGAUACUUGGGAGCCCACAAUCAUCAGAGCUACAUGCUUUGAAGAGAAUUAGUUUUGUUGACCACUUGACGACGAACUUGACGAUACCAUUGGCGUCUCAGGAGAUAUAUUUGUUCCUCGUUUCAGAUUGCUACCUGGGCUUCGACCAGCAGUUUCAGCUGGGAAACAUUGUUAACUCAACUUCAAAUGAUGCAUAAAUAGAGCGAACAACCCCUUUUCUGAUAAGGUCUAUUAUUUGAGGUUGAUUAUGCUAACGAGAUCUCUCGUCAAAGGCCUGCACGGAGUUGAGAGAGUUAUUCAAGUCGAUAUCGAUAACGGAUGAGAACGUCGAAGCUUCCAUCAACAUUACAAGAUUUUUUCUACAAAAGACUUCUUGAGCCUCUCUAGCGAUCAUGAAACCGAAAUUCUGGAUAAGUUUUACCUGCUCACUACUCUCGGAUGUGGUGCAACAUCCUUAAAUGCUUUUUCUGUUAUCCAGGUCAAAGUCAAAGCUUUUGUUUCAACAGACAACCUCUAAGAGAACAAUGUAACAUAUUUGAAUUGCCUUUUUUCAAAAUCAAAUGUCUACUUGAAUUUCAAAAAUUUUCAAAAUGUUCUAGUUCAAACACCUAGUUGUUGACAUUUGAAAAUUUUUGGGACUCAUGGACUCAGCAGCU
Molecule: messenger RNA, 6967 nt
Organism: Marchantia polymorpha subsp. ruderalis
Lineage: Eukaryota; Viridiplantae; Streptophyta; Marchantiopsida; Marchantiales; Marchantiaceae
Source: the annotation of a GenBank genome assembly